Messenger RNA from Eurytemora carolleeae, 2272 nucleotides. RefSeq names its product reticulocyte-binding protein 2 homolog a. NCBI's taxonomy places the organism in Eukaryota, Metazoa, Arthropoda, Copepoda, Calanoida, Temoridae. Bases 93 to 2126 code for a protein of 677 amino acids. The record is from RefSeq and is a predicted model, not a curated record. The transcript has 14 exons.
CACUUGUAAUUACGCUAGAAGAUUGAUCCUAAUCUUUGUUUACUGUUGUAAUCUCAUUAUUUCGUAAUUUCUCUCUCUCUGAGAUAGAUAAUAUGUCUGAUGACCUGGAUCUUGAGAUAGAGGAUGUGUUGGUUGAGAUGAAGAAGCUCUCUAUGGAGUGGAGAUUAAUGUUGGAGGAGAGGGAGGAGGAGAAACGUUCUCUCUCAAAUCUGAAAACUAAACAUAGUCUUCUAGAGGAUAAACUUUAUAAGACUGAAGGUGAACUAAAGGAUUCUCUUGAGCUGGUUAAAGAACUGAGUUCCCAGCUCACCGGGCUCCCUGAUGCUAGGCUCAACAUCUCGGAGCUGAAGAGGGAGGAGUUGCGCCUAAAAUCUGAACUAGAGAAAAGGGAGGUUGAGUUGCUUGAGCUGAGAUCAGGGACUGAAGGAAAGCAUAAAGAAAUGAGGAACAUGUUAAACCUGGAGAAGAGUCUUCAGGAGAAGAAGAAUGCUGAGUGCAUAGCUCAGGUUCAGAGACAGUUCCAACAGAAGAUUGAGAACAUGGAAAAUGCGUGGAAAAGUGAGAAAUCCCUCCUUAUCAGCAGACUAUCAGAGCAAGAGGAGAAAAAUAAGAAGAUGAAGAAAGAGCAUCUGGAUGAACUGAACUUGAUCCGGAAGAAGAAUAUGGAAGAUAAUUUCAGGCUCAGGGAAGCGUUUGAUAAACAAAAUAGGUGCAGAAUGGAAGAAUCCAGCCGAAAAACUGACAAUAGUGCAGAAAACAUUGUGCGUCAGGAUGAAUUCUCUUAUGGGAACCGAGGUGAUCAAACCCCAGGAUUGUUCAAGGUUCCUCAAGCCUCAGGUUCCCCAUACAGCUGGGGAACUAGUUUGGGUCGGGGACACAUGCAAGUUCAGAAUAGGGAACAAGAACUGAUCUCCGGACAUUCUGGGUUCAGGGGACAUAGAGAAGAAACUGACCAUCCCGUAGAUCAAAGAUCAUUUUUAAAUGAAACCACUGAUAAAUCUAACAACGAUAUCCAUGGUCUAGAAAGAUACUGGAAGGAUUUAAACCAGAAGGAACUGCAUGCUCAGGACUGGAGAAAUCCCAAAGAGUCUCCUAGUAAAAGUCUCAUUUCAAGACAGAAUGAUAUAUCUGGAGGAACAGAGAACAGUCCUGAAGGAAGCAUGAUGAAUGAUCAGUUGAGUAGAAACAGAUAUGAUUUGUCUGGGAUGAGAGUAAUCAGAACAUCAGAUAGGAGAGAAGAGAGAAGCAUUGAACAACCCGGAAGGGAGAAAGAUAAUUCUUAUUACGGAAUAAGGAAGGGAAUGAUAUCAGGUCUUAUGGGAAGCAGGACUUCAAGGGAAGAACAGACACCAGCAAGGACGGAUAAGUUUACGACCUCAAGGGAGGAAGAAGACUCCUCAGUUAAGAGCUCCGAAGAAAGUGAAGUUCAGAAUAUGCUGGAGUUGGAACGAGCCAUCUCUAAUUAUGCGGAAAACAACCAGAAUGAAAGAAAAAGAGAAAAUAUUUACAAAUCAGAACAGUCUGUUUUAUCUUCAGUCGAUAGUAACUCCCAUAGUGCUCAUAAUAGCGGUAUUAGCAGACCAAGUUCUGCCAUGAAGAAAGUAACGUUCAACUUUCCAGACGAAUCGGAAUUACCAAGUCGUAAGAAAUUGAGAAGAGAAGACACGCCAAUGAAGGUCCCUGGUCCAAUGGCCAAGGGUUCAAUUCCCGGAUUUUUUAACAGUUUCGUGGAUAAUUCGCUGGGGGAUCCAGGCUCAAAGUUUAGCAGAGGAGAUCCUUCAACAAGUAGUCUAAGAUCGGAAAUAAACAGGGCUGAAAUGAAACGUAAAAGCGGACAUGGAAACAAAGGUCAGAGUUCUAAACCUAGAUACAGCGGAGGAGGGAUGUUUGCUGCUGCAGCUCAACUAUUCGGAGAUGCUUGUCCAGAUCUUACUCUACCAAAGGUUGAGAAGAUGUACAUAUCUCCAGGAGAAACCAAGGGUCAAACAUCAGACUUUCAGUUCAACUCAGGGGACUCACAAACCAUUUCAGGACCAGACACCGAAACUGACAGGAACCCUGAGCUGCAAAGGAAGAAAAGAAAACUCUACUCAGAACCUAACGAUCCAAAAAUCCUAGAAUUUUAAUCUAAAUCAAGUCUCCAAGGAGCUUAAAUGAUAUUAACAACAUUAUUAUAUUUUUAUGUUUAGAAAACCUGUAAAUCUUUUUUUGUGUCUUAAGUAGUUUUAGACCAUUUCCGUUAUGAAUUUUAAUACUUAAUGAAGAGAAAGGA